ACACAUCCUAGACAAGAAGCUGGAGUGGUGAAGCAGUCUUCUAGACACCUGCUUGCGGGUGAUAGAAAUUUAUUGUCAGGUAAACAUCGAGAUCAACCACGACCACUACUAGCAGGACGUCGAGCUGGUAGAUGAACAACUAGAAGCUUUCAUAUUUUAGUCAUCAGCUAUCGUUGUAGUCAUCAUCAACAUCUAUGAUCUAUUGUUGUAGUAGUGCGAUUGUCAACAAAUCUUCUCUGUUGUAUUUUUAGUCACGCAGCAUCUCCAUCAUGAUGUAGUGCGAAGGUACUGUCAACAUUUAUUCAUCAACAUUUAUUCACGCAAGAACAACGCCUUCAGAAGUCUUCAUAACAUCUUUUUCAUGAACAACACAGACAAGCGCUUUCUUCACACAUCAAGUACACACUUCGACUUCUAACAGGGUACACGCGACCUACAGCAUCACUCUUGUCAUGGAUAGUUCCUAUUCGGAUACACGAGGCGGUAGGGUCGCGCGCGAACAGAAUAAUAAUAAUAAUACACGACCUAGGUUAUACUUGUCAUAGAAGAGGAGGCUCGUUGAGGAAUAUAUUAAUCUACGAGUACUACCUCCGAAUCCUAAGAAGUUUUCAAUUCCAUUUCAAACGAGGGCAUAUUAUUUUCAGGUGAGACAAUAACUCAUACACGCGAGAACUACAUCCGAUUGCGAUCAGGCGGAGAAAAUGUCACAACAUCUUGAUUUUGUCUACUGUAUAGCCUGGAGGUGAUUAUAGAUUGUAUAGUAGUUUGAUGUAGUCCACUGAUGUAUCAUUUGAAUAUUUUGUUUUUGCAGCUCCUCUUGAUCAUAAUUCGACAUUUGCAGCACAGAAGAUUUUGGGCCUAAAACCAAAAGGCCUCGACAUCUUGUGCCUCAAAUUUAUUUUUUCUGAAAUUCAAUCACUGACACUCUCUCUUCAAAUUCAAUGAGUGUCAACAUUAUGAGCAUCAUAUGCAUGGACGAUGGCAGAAUUUUCUGGCAUUAUUAGUUGUCUCGUUUCUUUUUGUAACAUUCAGACUGUAUAGAACGAAGCUCAUCUAUCAAGAAUACGGGUCUUGUACGAAGAUUAUUGCGGUGUUGUAUAAUACAAAUACGACAUAGACAUUGAUCGCCAGCACGAGAAAGAUGACCAUAGUGAUAAUAUGAACUGGAUGAGAAGAUCAUAUUUUAGCCAAGGGAAGAACAUGCACAACAUGCAUGAAGAUACCAGCACAGGAUAGAAAAUACAAUACGGGCAUCUGCAUAGAGAUACUUCUUACUACAUAAAACGAAAAACAUGACAAAGCACACAGCUCCCAUAUCCCCAAAAAAUUGGUACUAAAGAUAAUGAAAGUUAGGAAGGCCGGUCCCCUAUGACAUCAUCGCGCGCGUGUUUGUCGAUCGAUCAUGGAAGCUGUGCGCUAAGUUGUGGAAGUGGUGACCGAAGUCGUACAUAGAAGUCUCACGAAUAAUUCGCGCUCUCUUCUUCGGCUGUUCGGAUUUGGACACCAUGAGACUCCGAAGAGCCGCGUGAUAUGAGGUAGAGGCGGCGAGUUGUGCGCAGGCGGAAAGCGUAUGAAAAAGCCCCGCGUCACUAUCGGGCUGCUCGGAUUUGAACGCCAUAAUUGUCGCGCGGUCCCUCGGAGUCUCAUGCUGUUCAAAUUUGAAGCGCCAGAGAAUAAAGUCUGGCUGUUUCAUACGAUUGCCUCACACAACUUAGCUCACAACUUCCACAACUUAGGCCAAAACCUGCCGCAGCUUGGCCCACAACCUCCACAAAUUAGCCCCCAACUUUCACAACUCAGGACGCAACUGACCCACCACAACCUAGGCCACAACUCGCCACAACCUAGGCCAGAACUUCCACAGCGACAACUUAGGACACAGCUUCCACAAGCUACGGCACAGCUUCCACAACUGAGGCCACAACUUAGGACACAACUCUCCGCAACUUAGAAGGGAAAGCGCGUAGCUUUUUCAUAGGGGCUUGGCCUGCUUUCUAGGAAAGUGCAGUCAUUUCAUCCCUUACAACUUUUCAAACCAGACCCGAAAAAAGACCACACUGGGCCACAGACCUCAGAAUCAACGCUGGUCUCUGUGCAACUCAGACAAGCAUCGACAUCAGAUCUACCACACGAGAAAGAAUCCACCGGCGAUCCACUAGACGAGAAGGAAUCUACGCCCACCAGCGACAUCACAGUACAACUACUGAGGACGGACAGAACGACGUCUCAUACUCGUGGAAACGUAGAUUGA
This is a messenger RNA of Amoebophrya sp. A25, 2251 nucleotides long. NCBI's taxonomy places the organism in Eukaryota, Dinophyceae, Syndiniales, Amoebophryaceae. The record is from the annotation of a GenBank genome assembly.